AUGGCGAGCAGCAUGGCGCUGCUACUGCUGCUCCUCCUGGCGGCGGUGGCGUCCACGACCGCCGAGCUGGACGAGAGGGAGCCGCAUAUCGAGCCAGCGUCCACCAUCGCCGAGCUGCUCAAGGCGGCGCUCACAAAAUCCAGAGAUUGCCCCGAGGCAGCCGUGCUGAGGGCCUUGGACGAGGCGGUGCCGGACGGUGUGCACGUGAUAUUGCUGUCCCUCGCCGCGAGGGACAUUCCCACGUACGACCACAGCUCCAUCAGCAUCGGCGGCUUCAACGCCAUGCAGCAAGGCGUCCACGUCGUCGUCUGCGCCGGCAACUACAGCCCGGCUGCAUCCUCCGUCUGCAACGCCGAGCCAUGGUUGCUCACGGUGGUUCCCGGCCACCGUGUACCUCGAAGGCCCAAUAGAUGA
Triticum aestivum (bread wheat) is the source of this 414-nucleotide messenger RNA. Its product is annotated as subtilisin-like protease 4. The transcript has 2 exons. The record is from RefSeq and is a predicted model, not a curated record. NCBI's taxonomy places the organism in Eukaryota, Viridiplantae, Streptophyta, Magnoliopsida, Poales, Poaceae. Gene Ontology annotation, biological process: proteolysis. The coding region runs from base 1 to 414 and encodes 137 amino acids. Gene Ontology annotation, molecular function: serine-type endopeptidase activity.